Saccostrea cuccullata (small rock oyster) is the source of this 578-nucleotide messenger RNA. RefSeq lists its product as uncharacterized. Lineage: Eukaryota; Metazoa; Mollusca; Bivalvia; Ostreida; Ostreidae. The coding region runs from base 1 to 309 and encodes 102 amino acids. The record is from RefSeq and is a predicted model, not a curated record. The transcript is spliced from 4 exons.
AUGUGUAGAGUUGCAAGUCUGAUUUUCUUUAAGCUGAUAUUGUUUGGUUUAAAAGGCGUUACCGAGAAGAAAUGGGUACCCCAAAGCAUAACAGACAGACAGACAGACGUACAGGCGGAAGGACGGACAUGCCGAUCACUAUAUUGCCUCCAAUUUUUCAAGUGCAGGGAUCACUCACAGAGGCGUGUCCAAGGCAAAAACCUUGUCCCCGAAGAUGCCCAUUCAGGUACAAGAAAGACGCAAAUGGAUGCAGAACUUGUGAAUGUUGCCCUGUUUUGCGAUGUCCUUUCUGCUGGCGAGGAUAUAUAAUUGGAAAAGAAGAAAACCAGUGUAUGUCAUGUCAUUGUAAAUGGGGACUCUGAAAAAUCGGCAUUCAUCGACUCAUCAACGUUGUUUCGUUUUUCUGAGAAAUUUCGGUUUAUGACUCAUGAUCUUUUUAUUUAAUUUGUUUUCCUUUUUAAUGUCGUUACUAUACAUUUUACAAUGACUGUUUGCAAAGUUAAUGUAUAAUUUAUAUAAAAUUAACAUGGAACAGAUCUUCAUUUUAGAAAAAAAUAUACAAAGCAUUUAUUUUAUUA